AUGACUUCUCUCAUCGUAUCUGAAUCCAACACCUCAGAACAUUGGAACAACUGGCCCACUGAAAAGGGUUUCGACCCUGAGUACGAACAGCCCACACCAGUUGAGCUCUCUGUGACAGGACACAUCCCUGCUUACGCUGCGGGAACUCUUUACAGAACUGGACCGGGUAAAAGUCAGAUAGAAACAGAAAAUGGAGAACUGUUUAAAUUAUCACACUGGUUCGACGGGCUCAGCCAAACACAUCGGUUCCAAAUCAUCUCAGAUGAUGACUCCCAAACACGAGUCCUAUACAAUUCGCGAUUCUCGACCGACGAUAUGCUUGAGAGUAUCCGGAAAACUGGCUCAUUUGGACGCCCUGGCUUUGGACAGAACCGCGACCCUUGCAAAGAAGCCUUCAAGAAGGUGGAAACCGAAUUCGAACCACGACAGAGUCUCUCUACAAGCAACAUCGGCGUGACCCUUUCAGUGAACAUGCCAGGUUUCAAGAAACCAUCAGACGAAGAAGAAUCCUCAGCGGAGCGGUGGGCUGACUCAAAAGGAAUCCGAAAUUUGUAUGCAAAGACCGACUUUAAUGCAUUCAAAAAGCUCGAUCCAGAAACACUCGAGCCAAUCGGAAUGGCGACGCAAGCAAGUCUUCAUCCAGACCUCACCGGUCAAAGAUCCGCUGCGCAUGCUCGCUCGGAUCCGGUGACGGGUGAUGUGUUCAAUUACAAUCUCACAGUGGGACCGACAUCUAUCUACCGAAUAUUUCACGUCUCUGCUUCAACAGGAGAGACUGUUAUCCUUGCUGAGUUUCCCGGCUUACCAUCUUACAUCCACUCUCUGAUUAUCACAGAGGACUUUGUAGUUCUUUGUGUAUGGAACGCAUUUCUUGACCUUGAAACAUUGGAGGAUAAAAAUGCUCCUUUCAUGGAUGCUAUGAUACCCACUGAUCCAAGCCAACCUGCAACUUGGUAUGUGGUGGAUCGCAAGCAAGGCCGUGGUCUGGUCGCAAUAUACGAGAGUCCGGCUUUCUUCUGUUUCCACACAGUCAACGCUUACCAGGAGGUCUCGAAGGAAGAUCCGACUAAAAUUGACAUCGUCGCGGAUCUUAUUCGUAUGGAUAGCUGUGAGUUUUUGGAUCUUUUCCUUUACGAGAAUAUGAAAUCGACAACCCCUGCUGCAAAGGCACUCGCAGAGGGAAGGAAAGACAAAGAUUUCAGCGAUUUCACCCGGUAUCGUCUUCCUUCAAUCCCGGAAUCUAGCUCGGAACCGCUCAAGGCUGUGGUAGAAUGGUCUUCAUGCAAAGGCCUCUCACCAGAAUUACCCACUAUGAACCCCAAGUUUGUUACUCACAAAUACCGGUAUACAUACGCCGUGGCUAUUGGUGCAGAGUCCACAUUUACAACUGGUAUUUUCAAAUUUGACGUUGAAAAUCACGAAGUCUUGAAGUGGACUGUUCAUGGACAUUCGCCCAGUGAGCCAAUCUUCGUUCCUAACCCAGCUGGUGUUGAGGAAGAUGAUGGAGUGCUGCUUAGCGUUAUACUGGAUGGUUUCCAAGAUCGCAGCUACCUUCUUUGUCUUGAUGCUCGGAACUUGAAUGAACUUGGCAGAGCUGAGAUGGAUGGCGUGGUGGGAUUUGGAUUCCAUGGUCAGCAUGUUCCAAAUGCAGGCUUGCCUACUGGUGAUUACUAG
Penicillium malachiteum is the source of this 1674-nucleotide messenger RNA. RefSeq names its product carotenoid oxygenase family protein. The transcript has 2 exons. The record is from RefSeq and is a predicted model, not a curated record. Gene Ontology annotation, molecular function: carotenoid dioxygenase activity. Gene Ontology annotation, biological process: carotene catabolic process. The coding region runs from base 1 to 1674 and encodes 557 amino acids. NCBI's taxonomy places the organism in Eukaryota, Fungi, Ascomycota, Eurotiomycetes, Eurotiales, Aspergillaceae.